Molecule: messenger RNA, 2257 nt
Organism: Labeo rohita (rohu)
Lineage: Eukaryota; Metazoa; Chordata; Actinopteri; Cypriniformes; Cyprinidae
Product: NLR family CARD domain-containing protein 3
Exons: 5
Coding region: 46-1992 (648 amino acids)
Source: RefSeq, a predicted model, not a curated record
CUCUUUUAUCUAGAGUCAGUGGAGAUCAAACUGUUCAGAUCCAUCAUGGAUGAAAGUCAAACAUCUGGAGAUGAAAACUUUUUCCCAGGAUGCAGUUCAGUUCAUCAGAAGAGAUCAGAAGCAGAGCCCAGCUGUGUGUCUAUGAAGAGUGACGUGUCUAUGGAUCCACCAAUUAAGUUUAAGAGUGGAGAUACACAGCCUGAUCUCAGUCCAGUUCAGCAAAAGACAUCAGAACCAGAGUCCAGCUGUGUGUCUGUGAAGAGUGACGUGUCUAUGGUUUGUCAAGAACAAUUCAAGAGUGGAGAUACAUGGCCUGAUCUCAGUCAUGAAGUCCUCAACGCAUUUAGAUCAAAUCUGAAGAAGAAGUUUGAGCGUCUGUAUGAGGGAACAGCGACGCAGGGAAACCCAACACUGCUGAAUGAGAUCUACACAGAGCUCUACAUCACAGAGAGUGAGAGUGGAGAGAUCAGUAAUGAACAUGAGGUGAGACAGAUUGAGACACAAUCCAGGAGAACAGCAACAGAGGACACAGCCAUCAAAUGCAAUGACAUCUUUAGACCUUUACCUGGACAAGACAAAGCCAUCAGAACUGUGCUGACAAAGGGAGUCGCUGGCAUUGGAAAAACAGUCUCUGUGCAGAAGUUCAUCCUGGACUGGGCUGAAGGGAAAGAGAAUCAGGAUGUCCAGCUCAUAUUUCCACUUUCUUUCAGAGAAAUCAACCUGAUGAAGGACAAAACACUCAGUCUUUCAGAUCUUCUUCAUGUCUUCUUCCCUUUAGCUAAAGAAACUGAAAUAUCCAGUGACAAAUACAAAGUGUUGUUCAUCUUUGAUGGUCUGGAUGAGUGUCGUCUGUCUCUGGACUUUAAGAGUAAAGUGAAACUGUGUAAUAUAUCUAAAUCAGCCUCAGUGGACGUGCUGCUGAUGAACCUGAUUGUGGGGAAUCUGCUUCCCUCUGCUCUCAUCUGGAUCACCUCCAGACCAGCAGCAGCUGAUCUCGUCCCCUCUGAGUGUGUCCAUCGAGUGACAGAGGUACGAGGCUUUAAUGAUCCGCAGAAGGAGGAAUACUUCAGGAAGAGAAUCAGUGAUGAGAGUCUGGCUGACAGGAUCAUCUCACACCUGAAGUCAUCGAGGAGCCUCUACAUCAUGUGUCACAUCCCAGUGUUCUGCUGGAUCUCAGCCACUGUUCUAGAGAAGAUGUUGAGUCGAGCAGAGAGUGGAGAGAUUCCCAAGACUCUCACUCAAAUGUACACACACUUCCUGAUCCUUCAGACCAACAUCAAACAUGAGAAGGACUAUGAGAAGAAGGUGACAGAUGAACUCGUGAUCCGCAAACUGGGGAAACUGGCUUUCCAGCAGCUUAUGAAAGGAAACCUGAUCUUCUAUGAGGAAGACCUGAGAGAGUGUGGCAUUGAUGUGACAGAAGCAUCAGUGUACUCAGGAUUGUGCACUCAGAUCUUCAGAGAGGAGUUUGGCUUGUAUCAGGGGAAAGUCUUCAGCUUUGUUCAUCUGAGCAUUCAGGAACAUCUAGCAGCUCUAUAUGCACAUCUCUCCUGUACAAUCAAGAAGAAAAAUGUAGCUGGCCAACUUAAACAAAGUCUGUUAUCUAAGGUUUUAAAAAGGAAAAAAUGUAAUUCAUUAUCUGAGCUGCAUCAGAGAGCUGUGGAUGAGGCUUUACAGAGUAAGAAUGGACAUCUGGAUCUUUUCCUGCGUUUUCUUCUGGGUCUCUCACUGGAGUCCAAUCAGACUCUCUUACGAAAACUACUGACACAGACAGGAAGCUGCUCCUACAACAAAGAGGAAACAGUUGAGUACAUCAAACAGAAGAUCAGGGAGAAUCACUCUCCAGAGAAAUUCAUCAAUCUGUUUCACUGUCUGAAUGAACUGGGUGAUGAUUCACUGAUGCAGGAGAUCCAACGUUAUCUGAAAUCUGGAAAAAUAAGAAAACCAAACUCUCGUCUUCACAGUGGUCAGCUCUGGUUUAUGUGUUGCUGACAUCAGAGCAGAAGAUGGAUGUGUUUGAUCUGAAACAGUUUAUUGGAUCACAACAUACAGCAGAUGAAGUUCUUCAGUAUCUGUUACCUGUGGUUAAAGAAUCCAGAUCAGUUCGGCUUUGUGGGUGUAAUCUCACUGCUCAGUCCUGUGAAAGUUUGUCUUCAGCUCUUCAGUCAUCAAACUGUGUCCUGAGAGAGCUGGACCUGAGUAACAAUGACCUGCAGGAUUCAGGAGUGAAGCUUCUUUCUGAUGGACUAAAGAACUG